AGUGCCGCGGGAGAUGCGUCCCGGUUGCUGCUGGUUCUACGCGGAGAAGAAGAAAGCGGCUUCGCACGGUUCUGUUUCCUGCGCGGUCACCGGGCAGCUCGUGGACUCUCAUGUCGGCUCUCUACGUUCACGUUGCCUUCAAACUUUCGUCCUGUGAGUGAAGCUCUGCGUGACCCGCGGAGGAGAGCACCGACACCGCGCGCGCAGGGAGCGUGUAUUCAUUGACAGCAGGUUCCCGGAGGAGGAAGGCGUCAACGUGCCCUUGAUUAGCGGAGGCGUGCUCCACCUGCGCCGCCGGGACUUCAAAGUGCCGACCAGCAUGUACACCAUCACGAAGGGGCCGAGCAAACUGGCCACCCAGCGACGGACAGGGCCUACUCAGCAACUUGACAACAAAAUAAACGAUUUUAAGCACAAACAAACGUCCUGGAGUGUGCCAGACCUUCCUGCACCCAAGAUAGUUUUCAGCCGUCCGAACGGUAAGAAGUACCACCACCCUGCGCCGGCUCUCCCGGAAGACAACCAGCAGGAAGAGAGCUUCACAGCUGUGCACGAGGAAAACGUCAAGUUUGUCUACGAUGCCUGGCUGGAGGUGCAGCAGAGCCCAGAGGCCCAGGGAGCAGCCUACUACAAAGAAGCCGCUCCAAACCUGCACAUGGCCAACUUCGUCCCCAUAGAUCUGGAUGAAUGGUGGGCCCAACGUUUCCUUGCCAACAUCGACAAGCUAUCCUGACCCUCCUCGGUUUGUGGAUGUUGACGGUCAGUUGGAGCGCUGCAGCCGGAUGCUGCGUGGAGUCGAGGCGGCAAGGCCCAAAGUGGUUUGAAUGGCGGCGCUGGGACGCUCGCAUCGGAACCAGAGAAUCGCCUCGCUUGAACUCUCGCAUUUGAACUGCGAUCCAUCGCUGAAGAUUCUCUCUGCGUCGGACGGCGUGGACUCGAGGUUUCUCUUCUUUCCACCCUCACAGCGAGAUGUCAUGUUCCUUUUGAAAUGCAGUAAAAUUGUAUUUAAGAAGCUC
Pseudoliparis swirei is the source of this 1016-nucleotide messenger RNA. RefSeq names its product MAPK regulated corepressor interacting protein 2-like. The record is from RefSeq and is a predicted model, not a curated record. The transcript has 5 exons. Lineage: Eukaryota; Metazoa; Chordata; Actinopteri; Perciformes; Liparidae. Bases 320 to 733 code for a protein of 137 amino acids.